This is a messenger RNA of Trematosphaeria pertusa, 1641 nucleotides long. RefSeq names its product serine/threonine kinase 16. The record is from RefSeq and is a predicted model, not a curated record. Lineage: Eukaryota; Fungi; Ascomycota; Dothideomycetes; Pleosporales; Trematosphaeriaceae. Gene Ontology annotation, biological process: transmembrane transport. Gene Ontology annotation, molecular function: transmembrane transporter activity. The coding region runs from base 1 to 1641 and encodes 546 amino acids. The transcript is spliced from 7 exons.
AUGACGCUAGGUGUUCUCCAGCCGAGGACAGACGAACAUGUCCCCGGGACAGAAUACCUCGUGGACACCGAGCAAACGAGCGUCGAGCACCAAUACGAGCACUCGCAUUACAAGCAUGGAAAGGGUCAUGAGAACAACAUCAUCCUCGUUCCGCAGCCCUCCGAAGACCCGAAUGAUCCACUUCUAUGGCCAACUUGGAAGCGAGAAUCCGCAUUUGCGUUCCUGUUCUUCAACUGUAUCAUCUUUGCAGCUUGCCCGGGUCCGAUGAUCGCGCCAGCAACGAUUGCUCUAUCCAUUCAAUUGGAAGUACCAGUCAAGAGUGUCGCUGAGCUUUCGGGAUACCAACUGCUGAUUGUAGGAGCACUUGGACCGGUAGUCUCCGUCCUCGCGCAGAAAUACGGCAAACGACCGCAAUUCCUAUUCGCAAGCAUCUUCGGCGUCAUCGGCACUGGUAUUUGCAUAGCUGGCUUUGAUCGGUCGAGCCUUUCGGAAUCGUACGAUGUCCUCCUCGCUGGACGCAUGAUCCAAGGCCUCGGCACAACAGCGUACGAGUCCCUUUCAGUGGCUGCCAUUGGCGAUAUGUUCUUCCUGCACGAGCGCGGGCUCCGAACUGCUCUGCUUGUCCUCACCUUGGCAUGCCUAUCUUCAUUCGUGGCGAUUGUUGCUGGGACUACGUUCGAGCAUCUCGGAGCCAGGAACCUAUUCGUCAUUCUGCUUCCAAUCCAAAUCUUCGGCACAUUCGGGACUUUUUUCUUCCUCCCGGAGAGCCAGUUCAGGAGAGAACCGCCACCCGUACCAAUUACUUCCUCGGAAGCAGUCAAAGAGAAGGACGGCGGCCAUGCCGUGACCGAAGAGGCUACCUCGAACGACAGCAGCAAUGCCAUCCCGAAGCGUAGUUUCGUUCAAGAACUGCGUAUCUUUUCCGGAACUUAUUCUGAGGAUAACAUGUUCAAGCAGCUUGCGAGGAUUUUCAUUCAUCUUUUAAAUCCGGCAAUUCUAUGGAUCAUGCUUGUCAGCGCCGUUCUAGUAUCAUUCUUUGUAGGAACAGCGUAUACGCUCGCGCAAAUCUUCACCCCACCACCGUACAAUCUCUCCGUCUCCCAGAACGGCUUUUUCUUCACAGGCGCCCUCAUCGGAGGCAUAAUGGGCGUUUCGGCCGGACCGAUGUGCGACUAUACAGCGCGAGCGCUCGCAAGACGCAACAAGGGGACCUUCGAGGCGGAAUUCCGCAUCCCCGUCUGCAUAUUUGCUGUCAUCCUCUUCGCAGUGGGCUGGUUCACUUGGGGCUGGGCGCUCGACCAUCCGGCGCAUAACCGAGUGUAUCUCUGCUCAUUUUGUUAUGGUGCUAUAUGCUUUGGCACCAGCGUUGCGUCGACCUCGGCGGGCUUGUAUAUUCUCGACGCUUUCCGCAAGUACUCGACCGAGAUCUUCAUCCUGCAGAUGAUGAUCAAGAACUUCCUCUUCUACGCGUUCAGCACGUUUGUCAAUGAGUUCGCGGCCGAGGGCCCGGGGCAUAUGUGCAGGGUCUUUGGUAUUGUGACUAUUUGCGGGUUUACGACUUGCGUGCCUAUGUAUGUGCUGGGGAAGAAGAAUCGCGUGUGGGUGCAUAGGAUGUGGGAGAAGUAUCUGGGCGAGAAGUAA